Messenger RNA from Rhincodon typus (whale shark), 1857 nucleotides. Its product is annotated as CDK5 regulatory subunit-associated protein 3-like. The annotation marks the transcript as partial. Gene Ontology annotation, cellular component: endomembrane system. The transcript is spliced from 4 exons. Gene Ontology annotation, biological process: regulation of cyclin-dependent protein serine/threonine kinase activity; regulation of mitotic cell cycle. Lineage: Eukaryota; Metazoa; Chordata; Chondrichthyes; Orectolobiformes; Rhincodontidae. The record is from RefSeq and is a predicted model, not a curated record.
AUUGGCUGGUGGAUAGACGGCAUUGCAAGCUGAAAUGGCAGAAUGCGGUGUUGGUAAUUCGGGAGAAAAUAAACAAUGCAAUCCAGGAUAUGCCAGAGAAUGAGGAGAUCAAACAGCUCCUGUCAGGAUCAUAUAUCCAUUAUUUCCAUUGCUUGAGAAUUAUAGAGAUUCUCAGAGGGACAGAAGCUUCUACAAAGAAUAUUUUUGGUGGUUACUCCUCUCAGCGAAUGAAGGACUGGCAGGAGAUAGUGUGUUUGUAUGAAAAAGACAACGUCUAUCUCGCUGAACUUUCCAGUUUACUCGUGCGAAAUGUAAAUUAUGAAAUUCCAUCUUUGAAGAAGCAGAUUAGUAAGUGCCAACAGCUGCAGCAGGAGUACAGCCGCAAGGAACUGGACUAUAUCAACAACGCAGCCACUUUACGGGAGAAGUUCUUCAUUUCCUGCAAGCAGUUUGGGAUAACGGUGUGUCAGCCUGUAUCUGUUCUCUUGACACGUUGUAUAAUUCCAGCAAAACAAUUAACCAGAUUUUAGGAGAAGAGAAUGUGUAGGUGUAAGUACAGAGAAUGCUGGAGAAACUCAGCAAAUCAGGCGGCAUCUGUGGAGAGAGAAACAAAAAUUAACAUUUAAAUUCCAUUAUGACUGUUAUUUAGAACUGGGUCUGUGUUCCUUUAUGAAGGAAGAUGUAGAUGCUCAGCCAUUUUGAAGUGUGUUAUAGUGCAUUCACUUUGAGCCUGGGUUGUGGCAUAGAUUUCUGGCUUUGCUUAACCUACUGUUAAUUUAGAAGAACGAAACUCUCUCACACAUGCUCUCCAAAGAAGCACUUUGAAAAGUCCUGACAUCAGGCAAAGCGUGGGAGAAAUGUCAGUCCUGCCUUUCUCUUCCCCAUAAGGUCUGCAGACCAUAUAUUGCUGCAGGCAAAGUGAAGAGUGGGUAUAGGACUUCCUGUCAUUGCUAAGCAAGCUUACAGAUGGCUGCAAUUGAGGAACUCCAUGAGCUUUCCACAAAAAAAUACUAUUUCUCCCCAGCCAGGGACUAGGAGUCACAGCCAUGGGAGAAGAUAUCAGCCAUUUACAAACAAUCAUCUGGGAUGCAAUAAAACUGAGCUGAGGAGAAAGACCAUCACUCAGGGGUUGCUAAUCUCCGGAAUUCCCUACCCCAGAGGCUGUGGAUACUUUUUCGUUAAAUGUAAUCAAGACUAAGACUGGAUACGAAGUGAAUUGAAGAAUCUGGAGAUAGUGAAGGUGGUAGAUGAUCCAUUAUUUAAUUGAACAUAGCAAUAGGCUCAGGGCACCACGUGGCCAACUGCUCCUAUUUUUUACAUUCUCUGGUUGUGAUUGUGAACCUUUUCAUUAAGUAAUCUCUGUCAGCCUGUGCAGUACCUGCUGUUCCUCUGGAGAGAGGUCCUGUUGGGUGGAAUAUGGAAUGUUUUGGCUUGAUGAACUUUCAGUUCGGUUUUGUGGAGCUCUGCGAUUCACACAGGGCUACGUAGCAUUCAUGAAACCAACCAAGGGACACUUGUUGCUCACCCAAGCUAAAUCAAUUCAGUUUUCUGUGUGAUUUCAAUCACAGGCUGAAAGUCAGUGUUGUCUUGGUACAAGGUAGCCACAUGUUUGGAUCUUUGAUUCUCAUUCUGGGCCAUAUUUUGAGAGUUGUGCUCUGGCCCAGCGCUGGCAAAAGGAGCACAUCAAAAAAAAUCAAAGAACAAAAUUGUUCAUUCAGUGCAAACUGUCCAAAAGGUUUAUUUAUAUCAUCAAACUCCCUGGCUCUAUCUCCAGUCCCCAAGCCCCACAUCCCCCCUACCACUCCAUCUUUGCAGCAGCAGCAGUGGGAGCAGUGAGAGCGAGGACCAGGGGGCUGC